This is a messenger RNA of Plasmodium relictum, 606 nucleotides long. Its product is annotated as Plasmodium exported protein, unknown function. Bases 1 to 606 code for a protein of 201 amino acids. The transcript is spliced from 2 exons. NCBI's taxonomy places the organism in Eukaryota, Apicomplexa, Aconoidasida, Haemosporida, Plasmodiidae. The record is from RefSeq and is a predicted model, not a curated record.
AUGAAGUCUUAUGAUAAAAUAUCUUGUAAUAUACCUGAGAUAGCUUUCAUUUCAAGAAAUGUAAUCAUAAAUAAGUACAUAAAUAAUUCGUUUAAAGGUUUGAAUAAUGUAACUAAAAACAGAGAUUCCAUAUGUCACAUAUUAUACAGACUCAUUGUUAUAUCGAUAAUUGCUUUUUUAUAUAUUUAUCUUCAAUGUUCAUAUGAGUUAAAAGAGAAUGUAGCUAGGGAACUACAUUUCAGUGAAUAUCAUUCAAGAAUAUUGGUCCAACAAAAAAGUAAUAAUGCGAGAUCAGUAAAUAGAUAUAAUAUUGUUAAGGCACUUUUUAAAAAAAUAGAAGAUGAUUAUAAAAAUCACAAGAGUAAUAUUAUCAUGGGAAUGAUCUUUGGUAUGAAGAGUGAAUUGAUGGAUUCUCCUUCUUUAAGAGAUUAUCCUCUUGAUUUAAAAUAUUUUUUAUGGUUAAAGUGGUCUGAUUAUUUAAAUAUGCUAAUAAGUUCAUUGGAAUCUAAAGAACAUCGUGAGUUUGAUGAAAUAGAAAGAUCUGGACAUUCAAAUACCCGUGCUUUAAGUCUAUCUAAAAGAUUAAUUAAGGAAUUGAUUUAUUAA